This is a messenger RNA of Pyricularia oryzae 70-15, 1471 nucleotides long. RefSeq lists its product as uncharacterized. The transcript is spliced from 3 exons. Bases 102 to 1094 code for a protein of 330 amino acids. Lineage: Eukaryota; Fungi; Ascomycota; Sordariomycetes; Magnaporthales; Pyriculariaceae. The record is from RefSeq and is a predicted model, not a curated record.
CAGCAAUACCUCGAUCGUGCUCCCAACCGGCUGUAGCACAUACGGCUCGCCGACAAUGGUUACUUGCUCUUAACAGUCGCCUCUAUCGACAUCACAGCAUCAUGUCUUUUGUCGCCGCAGAAUCCCCGCCGAUCCACAUCAAAAGUUCACCCGGCAGCACGAGUGGAACCGAAGGUAGCAACUCCGAUUCUGAUUCCGAUGGAUCUGACAUUGGCGAUAUCCCAUACUUUCUUCCUGACACCGACAUUACCGCCCCAAGUAACAACCUGAGCGUGGACAAUUUCGACCAGGAUAUACUUGCCCAAUUCCUGGGUGACGAUGGCGAUUCACAGGAUCCGGUGAACGACACAGUCGAUGAACCAGAUUACUUGAUCAGAAGCGACAUUGAAGAUCCAAACGAGAUCAACAUCGAUGUUGUGCGGGAUAUACUCUCGCAAAUGCCCUCCAAUCUCGCUAAAAAUGGGGCGACGACGGCAAUGCUCGGGAUGCAGCCCCUACGAUCAUGCGUCAUCCAUCCCGUCUGGAAAAGUCGAAAGAUUAUCUGGAAGCGACUUGACAACGUCGAGGCAGUUCUAAUGCAAAUUGUUGGGACUGAAAACCCAAUAGCCUGCAAGCGGUGUACAGACAACAGAGGACCUUUCGUCGGCUGGUAUUCGGUUCCAGGUGUUCACAAUGGCGGCUGUGGAUGCUGCAAGUACAAUGCACAAACGGCAAAGUGCAGUUUGUACAAAGGAUCGAAGCGCCCAAGACGAACUUCGCAACGGCCACUUAAAAGGCGAAAGCGCGGCAACGAAGCGUCCAACACUAGAGAUGCCGGCCCUUCUGUACCUGCUGCGCAGCCUCUAGCUAUACAGAAUAGGAAUCCAGUAUCGCUAUCGCCAGCAUACCUUGUACAGCCGGCACCGCAACAGCGCGUUCUUCAGGUUCCUAUUCCCGCAGAGCUCGGUUGGGAAGAUGCAAUGACGCUUCGCCGCGCGUUGCAAGAGAUGGCAGAGCAGCUUGUCUUUUCUCCGCAGGGCAACAAAGUGGUUCGCAGGGUUUUGCGGGAGUUCUCGGGAGCUUUGGAGGACUUUGCAAGCGAGGAGCAAGAGUAAACCCGAGUUACACGUUUUCUUCUUUGCUCGAGCAUGAAACUAGUUCUUCUUGCUUUGCUCCAACCUCCAACCUAGAGGUUGUUUUCCUUGCUACGGAGUACAUGAGGCUGGGACUUUCUUUUGUUUUUGAAUUUACUACAAGCCUCAUAUUAUGGCUAAAUGGAGCGAGGCGCUGGGCAUAAAGGAUUGGUUGCUUCACAUACUAUUGGAGAUACCCUGGUUAUUUUUCUUACACAUUGCCGGGAGGCCGGAUAGCUUCGGAUGACUUGGUACAAAGUAGAUUAUCAUCGGAUAGCAUCAGCUUGGCAAAUGAACUUGCGAUCAAUUCAAAACGAUUGCCUACCUAUUUUCCAGCAAGGUUUCAAUGAAUCAGUUUC